AUGAAUAAUGAAAAUAAUGCAAACAAGCAAGAUGUACCUGAAGUAGAUAACAAGGAAGCAGACUCGCAGAAAGAGGCAGAAAGCACCGAUGCCCCAACGGCUGUUUCGAAAGAAUGCGAUUCGAAAAAUGUACAUUACGAAGGAGAUGUAGCUGUUUAUACAGACACCGAAAGCGGUGCCCAAUUCACCUGGGAUAAGGAAAAAAAUGAAUGGGUUUUAAGGAAUGUCGAGUACGGAUUCGAAGAUGAUACACACGUUUACACCGAUUCCGAAGGAGUAAAAUACUUUUGGGAUAAGGAAAAGAACGCUUGGUUUCCAAAAGUGGACGACGACUUUAUGGCUAGGUAUCAAAUGAACUACGGAUUUGUAGACAACACGAAUGUUGAAGUCAAAAACAACGACCCGCCCCCUAAACUUCAAGAAAAAGCAAAGAAGAACAAAGGAGAGAAGAGGAAAGCAUCGGCGCCUACUUGGUUCGAAGUGGACGAAACGCAAAACACCAACGUUUACGUAUCGAAUCUACCAACGGAUAUCGAAGAAGAGGAAUUCAUAGAUUUAAUGCAGAAAUGCGGUUUGGUGAUGAGAGACGCGCAGUCGGGGAAAUUUAAAAUCAAACUCUACAAAGAACCAGGCACGGAUUACCUAAAGGGCGACGCUUUAUGCACUUACAUAAAAGUAGAAUCGGUCGAGUUGGCUUUGAAUAUAUUAGACGGCUUCAAUUACAAAGGGCGCAAAAUCGGCGUGGAGAAAGCGAAAUUCCAGAUGAAAGGCGACUUCGAUCCCAAUCUCAAACCGAAAAUGAAGAAGAAAAAGGACAAGCUCAAAAUCAAAAAGCAACAAGAGAAGCUGUUCGAUUGGAGGCCGGAAAAACCCGUCGGGGAACGAGCCAAGCACGAAAGAGUAGUCAUAAUUAAAAAUCUCUUCGAACCGCAGAUAUUCGAUACAGACGUGGGACUCAUCUUGGAGUUCCAGCAGGACUUGAGGGAGGAGUGCUCCAAGUUGGGAGAAGUCAAGAAAGUGCAAAUUUACGAUCGCCAUCCGGAAGGGGUAGCUCAGAUAAACAUGAGUUGUCCCGAGGAAGCCGAACAAGUGGUCACCGUGCUGAACGGGAGGUGGUUCAUGAAGAGGCAACUUACAGCUGAGAUAUGGGACGGUAAAACCAAGUUCAAAAUAGCCGAAACGGACUCGGAGUUAACUCAGAGACUCGACAAUUGGGAUAAAUUUUUGGAAACCGACGAGAAGGAUAAAAACGAUGCAAAACCGAUAGCUGAAACAAAAGUUAGUUCAUUAGAUGAAGAUGAGAAGGAUAGAAAUGAUGUAAAACUAAAUGCUGAAAAUAAAGUUAGUUUAUAA
Messenger RNA from Phyllotreta striolata, 1353 nucleotides. NCBI's taxonomy places the organism in Eukaryota, Metazoa, Arthropoda, Insecta, Coleoptera, Chrysomelidae. The record is from the annotation of a GenBank genome assembly.